This is a messenger RNA of Paramacrobiotus metropolitanus, 1943 nucleotides long. Its product is annotated as major facilitator superfamily domain-containing protein 1-like. Lineage: Eukaryota; Metazoa; Tardigrada; Eutardigrada; Parachela; Macrobiotidae. The transcript has 4 exons. Gene Ontology annotation, biological process: transmembrane transport. Bases 218 to 1654 code for a protein of 478 amino acids. The record is from RefSeq and is a predicted model, not a curated record. Gene Ontology annotation, molecular function: transmembrane transporter activity.
ACCCGCUGUCUUCCUCGUAGUGGAUAUUUUACUGUACACAAAGCCAGAAACUGUCAAGUAGCCACUAGCCACACAGAAUUAGGCUGGUCUUCACAAACCUGCCAAUUUACUGUACCAGGCAGAACCACCUUCUGUCUGUCUCUAAAACUUUCCGCGAUUAAAUGCAGGAGCAGAUUUGUUCAACCAGCUCUUGCAAUUCCUUCAACAAACCGACAUCAUGUGCUUGCCGAAACGAUGGUUGUUUUUGGCGUUUGCUAGUCUUACCUUUUUCACUACUGAGAUCGUGGAAGAUCAGCUCAGCUUACAAAACGGACGGCUUCAAGGAAGUGUUCCUGCUUGCAGUAAUGGCGAUGAUUCUUGUUUGAACUUCACGUCCACAGAAUUUAAUGGACUGUAUGCAACGGGUUUCUGGGCUGGUGGCUUAGCUGCGACCUACUCGGGAUUUUUCAUAGCCCGUUAUGGAAUCUGGAUUGCCAGUUUGACAUGUGCGGCUAUGCUGCUGAUUGGAACGGCUAUGAAUACCGUUGCGCCGUAUCUGGCCAUUUGGGGAUCUGGACCAGCAUUUGGACUGAUGUUGGCUGGCCGAUUUCUGUUUGCAUCGGCAUACUUCAGCCACCAGGUCGUAUCCUUAGAAGUUGUUUCGCAUUGGUUCUGGGGAAAAGAAAUGGCACUGGCUUUCACGAUUUACCUGUCCAUGAGCCGGUUAGCGACCGUUGUGUCGUUUGGUUUUAUUGGAAAGAUCAUCGAAGUCUUCGCUUUGCAAAAAACGCUGUGGAUGACGUUUGGGAUAGGCGUGUUCGGGCCUAUCUGCGCUAUUGUUGCCGGGUACAAUUUUCGGAAGAAUGCUUCCGUCGGUUUGACCCAUGUCGUCACGAUGGAUCAGACUAAACCCAAGGAAUUUACUUUCUCACAUAUCAAGAAGCUCAGCCGGGAUUUCUGGGUUUUAACGGCUAUUAUCUUUUUUUACUACGCUGUGCUUUUCACUUUUUUGGUGGACGGUCCAAAAUGGCUUGUGGAUGUGUAUCACAAUACUGAAUCGGUUGCCGGAGCGAUAAUCGGAGCCAUUCCUGAUAUUUCCCUUAUGGCGCCGAUUUUCGGAUUCUUGAUUGACAAGUGCGGAUGCCGCGAUAUCAUCACUUGUGUCAGCACGGCCAUGUUUUUUGCCAUAUCACUGAUGAUACUUUUUCUUAAAAUGUUGCCUCCAUUGGCGAUUUGCAUUCUUAUUGCUCUUUCUUACGCCCUAAUGACCGCCAGCAUUUGGAGCAGUAUUCCGGUGGUAACAAAAUCCGAGGUCGUGGGUGUGGCCAUGGGAAUCGCCACGGGAACACAAGCCCUGUCCACGGGACUUAUCUUACUGAUAACUGGCUUUAUCUUAGACCACGACUUAACGGACCUUCAAAGCAACUGGAUGAUAUUUUUUAUUAUAAUGACGGUUUUUGCUGGCAUAUCCUUCUGUUUGUCUUUGCUGUCGAUUUAUCUGGACACCAAAAGCGGGUCCAGCAGUCUCCGGAAACGUCAAAGAAGUGUCAUUUUGUCUCACUCUGAUUUACUUCGGAGCAUCAACGAGCACACUCCAUUACUCUCCGAUACAAAGGCAUCACCGGUGAAAAUUCUUCCAGCUGCGACAACGACUGGAGUGGGUCUUUCGUUUUGACAAAAUCUUUAUUAGCAACACUCUAUAAGCUCACUUAUUUUUCUAACAUUUGUUACCGUUUAUUAAGAAUUAAGGCGUGACUUCUGGUUUCGUUUUCUGUAUAAAAAGAUGCUUUUCCCUUUCGGUGUCAUUUUGAUAGUGUGGACACUGUUGAGCCUGUGAACUGUGAAAAUCAGUUGUCCUGUUACGGACGCCUUCUCGUAGUAGCUUGUCUUAAAUCACUUCGGACGGAUAAUUUCAGUGGGGGAAAAGUGCAAAGGAAAGUAAAACAUUUUCCGGUUGACAUAAA